This is a messenger RNA of Talaromyces proteolyticus, 1965 nucleotides long. RefSeq names its product fungal-specific transcription factor domain-containing protein. Gene Ontology annotation, biological process: positive regulation of transcription by RNA polymerase II. Bases 427 to 1965 code for a protein of 512 amino acids. Gene Ontology annotation, cellular component: nucleus. The record is from RefSeq and is a predicted model, not a curated record. Gene Ontology annotation, molecular function: transcription cis-regulatory region binding; DNA-binding transcription factor activity, RNA polymerase II-specific; zinc ion binding. The transcript is spliced from 5 exons. Lineage: Eukaryota; Fungi; Ascomycota; Eurotiomycetes; Eurotiales; Trichocomaceae.
ACGGGGUGUAGCGCGACGUCGAUUAAUAAUAAUGGCUGGUGGGUCCCAGGAAUGGUCACAUGAUCGUGAAACGGGGGUAAGGGGCAGUAGCGUGGCAGGAAGAGGAGAGCACGUGAUAACAGUCUUGGCGGUUAGCGAGACGUCAAAAACAGCAUCAAGUGUAGCCAUUUUUAGGGGCUUGCUAACUGUAUCAACGUAUAAUAGAAAAGUCAAUUAUUUAGAAUUUCUUAUUAUUUUUUAGCAUAGUGUUUUGAUAUAGCUAAAUGUCAUUUUGAGCAUUUCGAACCUAUACCCAAAAUGCUUAGUGCAAAUAUUCCGACAGACGGCCCUUAUCACAUGACUUCUCUUCGUUUUUAACAUUUUUAGCAACUCUGAAGUCCAGUUAGCACCCGCGGAGCGUACUAUCAGACAUAAGCUACCUCGGCCAUGAAGACUGCUGCAAAGCGAAGAGCUGAGGCCAACCCCGCCGAAAAGGGAAAGCAAGGUUGCUGGACAUGCAAGAGGCGGAAGAUUGGUUGCGACAAAGGCGUUCCAUCGUGCGACAACUGCCGACGCACCGGGAGAGAUUGUCUUGGCUACAGCGUGCGUCUUGUUUGGCCAGACCAGCCUGACGGACGGAGACGCCGCCUACUCUUUCCACCUUAUGAUUGGUAUUAUUGCCCUCCAUCCCUAAUAGUCUCGUACGGGUCGCAGUUUCUCAACACUACCUUUGAUGAUCUGCGUCAGCCUUCCUGGCCUAGUAUUAAUGACAUUAUCAAUCGAGUAAUCGGCGCCCAUCCUCUGUCGCUCCGGCCUUCAGCCUGUCUUUCUAGUUAUCCCCAUCUACUCGGUAGCGAACCGAGUAUCUUGCAAUACUGUGAUCGAAUAUCGCGCAUGAUAUCGACCAUUGACACGACCAACGGGUUUCGCUCCGAACUCAUACCCAUGGCUCUCGCUUCUUCCAGUGCUGCAUCGCUAGCUCUGUGUAAUGCCAUUCUGGCGGUGUCAGCCUUUCACAAAUGCGGAGUGACAGCCGCCUUGCCGUUCAAGGCCAAGGCCGUACGAUGUCUCUCGUCGUCGCUGUCAUCAGAAACUUGUGGUGGUGCAGCUAUUAUGAACACCCAACUUGCUACAUCGAUGAUGCUCUGUGUCUACAGUGUCUUUGACGAAACAGACGGGAAUUGGUAUUCUCAUCUAGACGGAGCAAAAGCCAUGUUCUACCAUCUGUCGGCUAUGUCUGGGGGAAAGCUACGCUAUCAAUUCUUGUAUACAUGGCUAAUUUACCACGAAGUUCUCGGUGCCUUCAGUCAGCCGCUACAGCAUAUCCAGCACAAGACAUCUUCCAUUGAUCUUCUGACAGACGUCAACUUCGAUAAAACUGCCGUUAUUGGAUCUCUGGGGUGUUCUCUAGAAGUCCUAGAAGCAAUUCACUGUCUGAAUAAAAUACGAUGCGCUAUUAUGGCAGGUCCUCCUGAAAUCACAGAGGCUCUCAUCCUGGAAAGAAGACUCGUCUCCCUGACGCAAUGCGUGGAUCCUAUAGACAGUCCUCCGUCUCAGAAUGUCGGUGCCGAAGAGCGCCCCAAGGUCCUUUUGACCGCCGAGCUCUACAGGAUAGCAGCCUUGUUAUACCACCACCGUGUUCAUGCAUAUUAUUUAGACAGGUGCAAAGAGAGAAACUUUUACCUGAAACAAGCAUUUCAAAUACUUUGCCAGCUGCCAAUAUGCACAAGUCCUUGGCCCUUGUUCGUCAUCGCUUCUGAGGCUGAGUCGGACGAUCAAAGAUUAGUAAUCCUCCGUAUACUGGACCGUAUGGAUGAGGCCCGCAAAAUAGGCAAUAUCUUCGUCCUGAGAGAUAUUAUCCAGUCACUCUGGAAGCAGCAAGACCUGGCUGCGGACUGUAAGACCAGCGGCAAUCAACCAGGUUGGUCGAAUUCCUGGGACUUACUAUUCCUUGAUUCAAAAAUGGCUGUUCCUUGGUUUAUCUAA